Messenger RNA from Girardinichthys multiradiatus, 2466 nucleotides. RefSeq names its product chromosome 5 C6orf120 homolog (gene c5h6orf120). NCBI's taxonomy places the organism in Eukaryota, Metazoa, Chordata, Actinopteri, Cyprinodontiformes, Goodeidae. The record is from RefSeq and is a predicted model, not a curated record. The coding region runs from base 189 to 743 and encodes 184 amino acids. The transcript has 2 exons.
AAAAAACCAUCCGAGUACGUUUAGGUCUUAGGGUGAGUGUACCUUCCUGGCCGACAGGUGGCGGUAGAAAGUCGCUGUUUGACAGAAAGAAUGUGAAGAAGUGAACUUACGGUUAGCUGUGCUAACUGGAAGAUGUUGACUAGAAAACGACAGCUGUGCUGUCUGACAGACUGACAGAUGCCUUCACCAUGAAGCUGGGCCACACCAUACUGCUUGUCACCCUUUUGCUGUCCCAGGCCAGAAGCUUUCUGAGCCCCCCAGAGGAUGACGGUAUUCCUGUAGAAUGGGUGCUGCUCCAUGUGGUUCAGGGUCAUAUUGGGGCUGGAAACUACAGCUAUCUGCGCCUUAACCACGAUGGAAGAAUCAUCCUGCACAUGCAGAGCCUCAAAGGAGACGCAGAUCUGUACGUGUCUGAUAAAACACUCCAUCCGAAUUUUGACACCUACAAGCUGCAGUCGGUCACCUGCGGCCAUGACGUGGUGGUGGUUCCUGGGGACUUCAAAAGGCCCGUGGGAAUUGGCAUUUAUGGCCACCCAUCAUACCUGGAGAGCGAGUUUGAAAUAAGAGUGUUUUAUGAUCAGACGGUGCUCCAGGACCCGUUUGAGAAGGACUCUUACAUGUCAGAAGAUGGGCAUAAUGAAAAGAAAUCUUCCCAGGCAGCAGAUGACUAUCAAGAGGAGGAGUCGAUCUUUUGGACUAUACUGAUUGGACUUUUAAAGAUAAUACUUGAAAUUUUGUUUUGAAAGUUAGUUAUUUUGUUGCUAUGAUGCUGGGAGGCAGUUCAGCAUUUGACUUAGUCAGCUCUGAAAAUAAAUGAUUAUUUCCUUUGAUUCGAUAAAAAUGAGAAGUGUGUUUACCAAACUUCCUUGCAAAUGCCUUUUUUAAAUUCCAAUCAAACAUACAUAACCAGUUGGUUUUAAAAUGGCUGUUUAAACUGUUGGUUUAUGGAUGGAUUUACUGGUAAUGUCUGACCUUUACGAAAACACUUGAAUGUGUGUGUUUGGUAAAGAAGUGGUGAUUACUGUUGGAUCACACAUUGCUUUGGGGAUAGUGAAAUGUCAUCUGUUACCUCAUGGUCUGAUUUAAGGGGAUCUGGACUGUAGUAGGCAUGGGCUGGGAUGAGAUUCUCAGUCUGAUAACCUUGAAUAAAAGUAGUGCACACAUUAAAAACAGACAGAUUUAUUUACGACAGAAAUGGCUGUUCCUAUUGCUACUAAAUGUUUGUAUUUGUUUACAUUUUGAUGCAGAGAUGUCUUGAAUAAAACGGUUGCUGAAUUUUGCCAUAGUUUCAGCUAAAUGUGCUUAUUGUGCACAAGUAGUAUCCCUGUUUGACUGUCUGUUCUUAAAGCUGGGUGUAUAACACAUUGACUUCAGUUAGAUUAUUCAGUAGGUUUCCAGCUCAGGUAGCGAGGCUCCAGUCAGAUGCUGCUCUAAUUUUGCCAGCGGUAGUUUUAAAACCGUCUUGCCUCGAUAAGAGUGAUGGGUGGAGCUCUUUUAGUUUCUACACUGGAAUUGUUUGUUGCAAGAAAAAUACUUCAGGCAAAUUUGUCCUUUUUGUACGCGGGAGGGAACGGUUUAGGAGCCUUUUUUUUCAGCCAGCUGAUCGGCAGUUUGCAACAACUGGUGGAGGUGUGACAGAACCCUUACUCUGAUCCACUAAGCUGGAGAAAACUCUGGUAAUUCCGGCACUUUGCUGGUAUCUUAAUUAAACGACUUUAAAGCGUUUGAUGGAAAAUUUUAAAGCCAGCUUUAUAUAACCUCUGUACCCCUUGAUACUAGUAACCAGCCCAUGCCUACUCUGUAGUAAACACCUGUUAGCUCUGCAGGUAGUGUUCAAGGUGUCAGGAGGAAGAAACCCUCUAAGAUUGUCACUUCUAACAGCGACUUCAGCACAACUUUGUAACACUUCCAGAUAAAGGAUGACUGCUGAUUUUAUCUCCUGCAACGUUGUGUGUACAAGAUGGUUACACGACCAGAGGAGGAUGUAAUUAAGCAGUAUUAACAUCUCGUGUGUUUAGAUAACAGUUUGAAUUGAUGUGAACUUUUGUAAUUAAGUGAUGUAGCUGUAAUUUCUCAAGUGAAUGAAUGAAACCAUCUGUCUUAACAUCACCACCAGGAUACAUGAAGGGUAAGGACCCAGAUCUCUUUUAAAGGGGCUGCUUAUUCCUAAUCACCAUGUUUAAGGGCAUUUUUGCUGCUAGGUGUUAGUAUUUAGACUCCAAAAAGAGGACAUUUAUUAACAUAUUGCUAACAUCUUAACAUUGUACCAAUGUAUUUUUGUAAUGUCAUCAUUUUUGCCUGUUGGACAAGUUACUGAUUUCUUUUUCUCCAGUGUUUGAGCUCAGUCAAAAAACUUGUUACCACUGUGCAGAAACGUUCAACAGUGCCUUAAAAUCAGUCCUCAAUGCUGUUUGCCCUUUUUCUAGAAGAUUCAACUAGCUUUCAAAAUAAAAACUAUGUUUCACA